AUGUUUACAGAGGGUGAGAUUGAUGACUGUCAGUUCCCACUUCCAGGGUUCCGAUUCCACCCUACCGAUGAAGAACUCGUCGGUUUUUAUCUCCGGCGAAAGGUGGAUAAGAAGGCCAUCGGCACUGAGCUCAUCAAGUCCACUGAUAUCUAUAAGCAUAGCCCUUGGGAUCUUCCUAAUAGUGGCAACAAUUUGGGAGACAAGGAGUGGUACUUCUUUUGCAAAAGAGCAAGAAAAUACAAGAACAGCAUAAGACCAAAUAGGGUUACAGGUUCAGGGUUUUGGAAAGCAACUGGAAUUGACAAGGUGAUUUGCUCUCAUGGAGGACAAGGAAAUCGCUGCAUUGGCCUCAAGAAAACCCUUGUCUAUUACAAAGGAAACGCAGGCAGAGGCACCAAAACUGAGUGGAUGAUGCAUGAAUUCCGCCUCCCUUCCCACACUCUUAAUACUCCUCCUUCCAUCUUUGCAAGAAUCAGAAACAAUCUUCAAGAAGCUGAAAUUUGGACGUUGUGUCGAAUAUUUCAGCGAAGCGUUUCGAGUACGAAAUAUGCACCAAAUUGUAGGAAGAUUGCAGCUGGGAAUGAUGGUUCAAUCAAUAUGAAUUCAAAUGAUAAUUCAUUUUAUAGUCAAGAUCAGUGCUAUGAUGGAGAUAGCAAUUACAUUAGUUUCGGCUCUUCCUUCAUUAAUUUUGAGGAGAAGAAGCCUUUAAUUACUGAUCAUCCAUUGAUGAUGAAUUUUAGCUCCAUCUCUGAAGAACGAGAACGAGAACGAGAACGAGAACGAGAACGAGAACGAGAACGAGAUCCUUGUUCUUCUAUAAUCCAAUCGCCGCCAUCGAGCUUCUCUAAUUUUGAUGGGGAUGCUACUGAUCAUCUGUUUGGAUACAAUCAAUUACUUAAUCAAUGA
Molecule: messenger RNA, 906 nt
Organism: Cucurbita pepo subsp. pepo (vegetable marrow)
Lineage: Eukaryota; Viridiplantae; Streptophyta; Magnoliopsida; Cucurbitales; Cucurbitaceae
Source: RefSeq, a predicted model, not a curated record